Molecule: messenger RNA, 853 nt
Organism: Hipposideros armiger (great roundleaf bat)
Lineage: Eukaryota; Metazoa; Chordata; Mammalia; Chiroptera; Hipposideridae
Gene: MAP1LC3C
Product: microtubule associated protein 1 light chain 3 gamma
Exons: 4
Coding region: 69-449 (126 amino acids)
Biological process (GO): autophagy
Source: RefSeq, a predicted model, not a curated record
UCCUGGCUGUGGGGUUUUUUUUCUUUCUUUUUUUUUUAAGUCAGACACAGACAGAGCUGUUGAGCAAAAUGCAGACUCCGCAGAAAAGCCCAAGCCUCAGACCAUUCAAGCAGAGGAAGAGUUUGGCAACCAGACAAGAGGAAGUGGCUGGAAUCCGGGCAAAGUUCCCAAACAAGAUCCCGGUGGUAGUGGAGCGCUACUCCAGGGAGAAGUUCCUGCCCCUGCUGGACAAGACCAAGUUCCUGGUCCCGCAGGAGCUGACCAUGACCCAGUUCCUCAGCAUCAUCCGAAGCCACAUGGUCCUCGGGGCCACUGAAGCCUUUUACUUGCUAGUGAACAACAAGAGUACGGUCAGCAUGAGCAUGACCAUGGCAGAGGUCUACAGGGACUACAGGGAUGAGGACGGCUUCGUGUACAUGACCUACGCCUCCCAGGAGAUGUUCGGCUGAGGGGACCCUGAGGCCCCAGGGAUGGAGCUGCCUGCAGAGGGGACCCUGCCAUCCUCUCCAGCAGCAGGACCCAAGAGCUUCCUCCUGUGCACGAUGGACCCACAGGGAGCAGCGCCCACGGGACCGGAAAACCGGGCCGCCCUGUCCCCUUUAGUGCAUAUGCCCUGUGUUCUCUCUCUGGGAAAACGCGGUGCUCCUGGGAAUUGUGGACAUAAUGAUCUUCUGGGUAAGAGAUGGUUCCACAUGCGGUGGUUUUGUGUGAUGGCGAAGUGUCUUCCAUGGUGGAGGCCGUAGACCCUGGAGUUUGGUGUCACCUGGUGCGGCCGGAGUCCCGUGUAUGCUCAGCCAUGGAGAACCUGGGCCUGGGGACAGGACUGGCUCUGUGGAACCCAGGAGCCCUUGUG